This is a messenger RNA of Filobasidium floriforme, 2475 nucleotides long. Its product is annotated as Spt20 family-domain-containing protein. The record is from RefSeq and is a predicted model, not a curated record. Gene Ontology annotation, cellular component: SAGA complex. Gene Ontology annotation, molecular function: transcription coregulator activity. Gene Ontology annotation, biological process: regulation of transcription by RNA polymerase II. Lineage: Eukaryota; Fungi; Basidiomycota; Tremellomycetes; Filobasidiales; Filobasidiaceae. The transcript has 5 exons. Bases 114 to 2333 code for a protein of 739 amino acids.
CGCAUCCACACUCGAUCUCGUCUCGUCGACAGACUUACACAAGUCAUCAUUCCUAUAGACUUGAAGAGAGAUACGGGAGAUCGAGCUUGCCACGAUUCGAUACCACGGCGACCAUGGCGUCGUCCAUCUACAAUCACCACAAGUUUGCCCGUGCCAUCCUCAAAAAGUCAAGAAAGUCGGAACCCAGUCUGACCAUCGAGCUCUUUACCGAUCAUUGGAAGUUUAAGAAUUCGGACUCGAUGCUCGCAUACGAUGGACCGAUGAGGCCAUUCUUAGUAGCUCUUCGAGCGCAGACAAUCCCGGCGUUCCUGGUCCCCUUGAUCCUCGAACAGGAACCCCCUAUCACCAUCUCGGACGGCUGCCUCAUCGUCGAGAUUCACGACUAUCGGCCGCCGACCAAGAACCAGGGGGACGAGGUCGACCGGCGAAAGAUGGGGACCAACGUCUUUUCCAAGAAUCCCUUUCGGAAUUCGAGAUCGGCGCUCAACGGAGCUGGGCUGGGUACCAGUGCCACGAUGGCUAGUAUCGCCGCCGUGAGUUCUGGGACAACGACACCCCUCGGACUACCAGGUUCGUCAGGGAUGAUCAGCAACCCCCAGGCUUCCGGCUCUGCUUCGGGAUCCGGACCAAGUGGCGCGUUGGGCGAGAACCCGGGCGAACCGUCUUGCAUCCGUAAUCGAGUGAUCAUGAAACCCGAUUCCGAGAGCCUGUACGAGACCUUGUUGUCGAUGCAUCAGACGUGGAAUCGGACGGCCGCAAGGGAGAAUCAACCUCCGCUGGAUUGGGACGAUGCGUCCAUUCUCGAGUUGGAAGCGCGCAUAUUGGCCGCAAUUGCACCUCCCCUCUGUCUCGAUACCUCCUUUCUCACUGCCCGAGUCGCCAAUCUAGCCUCUAUCCUGACCGUACCUAACCUUCCUCACAUCGCCUCUGACGGAUCCUUCAUCUCUCGAUCCAAGCGCCGGGAAUGGAUGUACGGUACCGUGGCCGACAAGGACGACGAAUCCGAGGUCGAGGACGAGGUCGUGACGGCUGCAAACGCCAAGGACAAUGCCACUGCUGCGCAAGAAGCCGAGGAGAAUGCGCGCAAGGCGUCGGCUCUGAGCAGCGCGGCGGUGGUGGAAAAGUUGGGGAUCGGCAAGAAGGAUUGGAACAUGUUGGUUUUUGGUACCAAGAAGAAUACGGCGACGAGUCUCGAAGAUGCCGAGCGGAAACCAUUCGACGACGAGUUCUUCUAUCGACGUCAGUCGCGGACCCGGGUGGAUCCUCAACAGGGUCGACAGGGAGAUGCUCCCUCUGCUGCAGCAACGCCUGGGCCUCCCGAGCGCGAUGUACACAUGAGGGAUGCUGGCGGGCCAGGGCAGACUAGGAAUGGAGAUGAAUUCCCACCCGGUAGGAACAGUAUUGAUCACGGGGACGGCGGUGGUCCCGGUGGCGGACCCGGUGGAAAUGGUGGAAAGAGGCCCAAACCUCGAACCAAGAACAAGAAGAAGAAUGCCGAGGCCGAGAUCCCGGAACCUAUCGAUGUGGACCAACCGGCCAACGUAAUACCACCACCACCGACAGGUGAGACUGAUGCUAGCGGCAAGAGUAAAGCCAAACCGAAGCCGAAAGCAGGAGGAGGAAAGGCCAAGAAGAGGACGGCCGAGGAGAUGAACCAGGAGAACGAAGGGACCGUCGCCGGAUCGCCCAUGACGGUAGACGGGUCCGUCGCGCCCACCCCUACAACGGCUAAUCGACCCAAGCCAAAGAAGCCUACGAAGAAACAGCAGGAGGCUCUGGCCAAACAACAACAACAGGCGGCGGAAGAUGCGGCUGCAGCGGCGGCAGCAGCAGCUAGUCAGGCCGAGCCCCCGAAGAAGAAGACGAAAAAGGCGCAAAAUCAGGCCCAGGGGGGGAAUGUACAGGGACCUCCUCUACAAGCUGGUCAUCUCGCAGGACCCCCGUCUCAUCAAGGGCCAGGAUUUGUACCUCCCGCCGGGUUCCCCAAUGGAGGUCCCGGUCUGGCCCAAUUCAACGGUAUGCCCAUGGGUCUCAACAUGGGCAACAUGAACGUGCCGAAUGGGAUCUCCGAGGACGACUUUCUCGCCGCGGCCGAAGCGUUUGGUGCGGGGGGUCUCGAUCCAUCGAUGGGCAUGGCUCCGAUGGACCAGGCUCAGGCUCCACCGAUCAACAUGCCCCUGCAGUUUCAGCCUCAACAAGGGUUCGGCGGGUUGACCGAGCACAUGCAACAACAGCUGGCGAUGAUGCAAAACGGUCAGAACAUGUCUCGCCAACCUGGUGGAGGGCUUGGACCUGGAGCUGGAGGGGGUCAGUCGAGAGCUCCAGGGCAGUGAUCAUGCAGCAACCAUGGCUUUGACGCAGAAGCGACUGGGUGGUCUGUACUACAGCGCCCUCCCAUUGCUCUUUUUACGAGUUCGAGUUUACGACAUGCGAUUGUAUCGAUUCCUUACGCAAAUGACUAUGUACAACACGAGA